This is a messenger RNA of Tuber melanosporum (Perigord truffle), 567 nucleotides long. RefSeq lists its product as uncharacterized. Bases 285 to 527 code for a protein of 80 amino acids. The record is from RefSeq and is a predicted model, not a curated record. The transcript has 2 exons. Lineage: Eukaryota; Fungi; Ascomycota; Pezizomycetes; Pezizales; Tuberaceae.
CACACACUCUCUCAAUCGCGGACGCAUACUAAACCAAAAAAACCUAUUUAUGGUCAACUUAUACCUCCCAGACCAGGUCUGUUGGAGGCGUAGUAGGCAUGGUAACUUACCUUAGCGGCUAAGACGACGCUCGCGUGCAUCAGAGCACUUCGAGCAUUGUAUCAGACUGAAGUGUAGCACAAAGCUUAACUUCCCCACUCACCACCCCCUUUGCUUGAGUACUCGUAACCUGGAACUGAAGGAACUGUACGGUACGAUACCGUACUCGAGCUGGGUGAGACAUCAUGAUACCGCACCCGAAGAAUAUUUGGAAGGGUCUUUAUUGUGCAACAACGAACAAGAUAACAAAUUACAGUAGCUCAACCCGGUACAGUCUAUUCACGAUAAGCAGGCAGCUUGAUUUCUUUUUUUAUGGAACUAAGCCUCUCAAACUCUUUGGGCCAACAGAACAAGUGCUGCCGAUGGCACCGCGCAAGAGGAGUAGUAGGAGUAGGAGGAAGAGGGAACAAAAAGCGAGGGAUCUGUAACCCUCUCACCGGUAGCUCAAAUUAAUACCGUAUUUGCCUA